This is a messenger RNA of Nannospalax galili (Upper Galilee mountains blind mole rat), 3630 nucleotides long. RefSeq names its product PBX/knotted 1 homeobox 2 (gene Pknox2). The transcript is spliced from 13 exons. NCBI's taxonomy places the organism in Eukaryota, Metazoa, Chordata, Mammalia, Rodentia, Spalacidae. Gene Ontology annotation, biological process: regulation of transcription by RNA polymerase II. Gene Ontology annotation, molecular function: DNA-binding transcription factor activity, RNA polymerase II-specific; RNA polymerase II cis-regulatory region sequence-specific DNA binding. The record is from RefSeq and is a predicted model, not a curated record. Bases 251 to 1675 code for a protein of 474 amino acids.
GGGAAGUAUAGGCUGUGUUGUCACGCCGGUGUCAGUCUGAUGAAGAUUGGCAUCAGGUGAAGUCUGUGAGACUUUAAGGCUUUCUGUCCUCCAUGCUGCUAACUAGAGAAGGAGCCGUGAACUGUGAUCUGGCUGUAGCUGCCGGGAAUCAUUUCUGGCCCAGCUGGAAGUGAGAAGAGGGGGUGAGUCUCCCGAAGACCAUCCCGGAGUCUGUGGGAUCACCCAACAAUCCUCCAUGUGAAUCAAUCCCAUGAUGCAACAUGCCUCCCCAGCCCCAGCUCUGACAAUGAUGGCCACGCAGAAUGUCCCUCCCCCACCCUACCAGGACAGCCCACAGAUGACGGCAACUGCCCAGCCCCCCUCCAAGGCCCAGGCUGUCCACAUCUCAGCACCCUCGGCCACUGCCAGCACACCUGUGCCCAGUGCCCCCAUUGACCCCCAAACACAGCUGGAAGCUGACAAACGAGCUGUGUACAGGCACCCUCUUUUCCCGCUCCUGACGCUGCUGUUUGAGAAGUGUGAACAGGCCACCCAGGGCUCUGAGUGUAUCACCUCUGCCAGCUUUGAUGUGGACAUCGAGAAUUUUGUCCACCAGCAGGAGCAGGAGCACAAACCCUUCUUCAGCGAUGACCCAGAACUGGACAAUUUGAUGGUGAAGGCAAUCCAGGUCCUGAGGAUCCACCUGCUAGAGUUGGAGAAAGUCAAUGAACUCUGCAAGGACUUUUGCAACCGUUACAUCACCUGCCUCAAAACCAAGAUGCACAGCGAUAAUCUGCUCAGGAAUGACCUCGGGGGGCCCUACUCCCCCAACCAGCCCUCCAUAAACCUUCACUCACAGGACCUCCUGCAGAAUUCCCCCAAUUCCAUGUCUGGAGUCUCCAAUAACCCCCAGGGGAUUGUGGUCCCAGCUUCAGCGCUCCAGCAGGGCAACAUCGCCAUGACAACCGUCAACUCACAAGUUGUGUCAGGUGGAGCCUUAUACCAACCAGUUACCAUGGUAACCUCCCAGGGUCAGGUGGUCACCCAAGCAAUCCCCCAGGGAGCCAUCCAGAUCCAGAACACACAGGUUAACCUUGACCUCACCUCCCUCCUGGACAAUGAGGAUAAGAAGUCCAAGAACAAACGAGGAGUCUUGCCCAAGCAUGCCACCAAUAUAAUGCGUUCUUGGCUCUUCCAACAUCUCAUGCACCCCUACCCCACUGAGGAUGAGAAGAGGCAGAUUGCAGCCCAGACAAACCUCACUCUCCUGCAAGUAAACAACUGGUUCAUCAACGCCCGGAGGCGCAUCCUGCAGCCCAUGCUUGAUGCCAGCAACCCAGACCCUGCCCCCAAAGCCAAGAAGAUCAAAUCUCAGCACCGGCCCACCCAAAGAUUCUGGCCCAAUUCCAUUGCCGCCGGGGUCCUGCAGCAGCAGGGGGGUGCCCCAGGGACAAACCCUGACGGUUCCAUCAACUUGGACAACCUGCAGUCCCUGUCCUCAGACAAUGCCACCAUGGCCAUGCAGCAGGCCAUGAUGGCUGCACACGAUGACUCAUUGGAUGGGACCGAAGAAGAGGAUGAGGAUGAGAUGGAAGAGGAGGAGGAAGAAGAGGAAGAGUUGGAGGAGGAGGCCGAUGAGCUGCAGACAACGAAUGUCAGCGACUUGGGCUUGGAACACAGUGACUCCCUGGAAUAGUCAGGCAGCCCAGAUGGCACUGGUCACUGAGCAGGAAAGGAGUGUCAUCAGGAGGGUUCAGGGUGGGGGGGAGGGGAUAUGGGCAGCACCAAGAAAGUUGGGCCCGAGCUUCCCCAAAUUGUAGCUUGAAGAAAUGCAAAGGAGACACCCUGCUCCUUCUCAACCACCAAGCUUCAGUGAACACCCAGCCCCCGACCCUCAGACUGCAGAGCACUCCAUUUGCUGGGGCCAGUCAAGCAGCCUGUGAAGAAAGACAGAGUGAGAACUGGACUCACCAAACACCCAAGGACAGGUGGCACCCAUGGCCCCACAUGGAAAAGGACUUGCAUUGUUUACAAGCCCUGUACUGCGAGGUAGACAGGUGCUGUUUGCAGAGUAGACCUUUGUCAAGGGACAGAUUUGGGAGGGAAGGGGGAGGCAAAGGGGUCUAAGAUCUUCCCCCAGGAGGAUCUGAGUUCCCUUGAAAGACACUCAAGAGCAGGAGGGAGCCCAAAAGCAUAACCAGUGGCCAGAGGAGGGGUAAGGCCUGGGGCAGCAGCAAAUCUGCAGAUCAGAGAGGGACCUGGUCUCCAUAGGGCUCUAACUUGCCCCACCAGGGCCCUGUCUCUGGGCACAGCAGCUAUGGACUUGGGAGAUGGGAAGGAAGCCAGAUGGGACUCCUUCUUCUCUUGGAAAUACAUUGUCAGUGGGUCCAACCUGUAGGAGGUUAAUGAGGAAUCUCUCCAUCUGGGUCAACUAGGACCAAGGAAGUAGCAGAACCUGGAUCAGGAGCCAUAUUAAGAUGACUUUGGGGAUCACAGCAGUCCCUAGGUAGUCACGUUAGAGCUCCUGUAACAAGAGAACUAUGGCAUCUUACCCUAGAUGGUCUGCCCUCAGAUGGAGUUCCUCAGAUGUUCCAGCUCCUCUGGAGACCUUUAGAGAGGUGGGGCUGAGAUGUCUUCCUACACCACAGCCCCCCGCCCAUGGUAUCCCUCUGCUCCCAGGCUGACAGCAUCAGUCUUCAGCCUCCCUUCUUCAUUCUAUCCUUCAGAGAAGGCAGAAGAAACAUUGAGAAGAGGCAUUAGCCCAGUGGGAAGCCAGGGUUUGAUGAAAAUGCUGCAUCUCUUCCCUUAGUACCCGAAAUGGCAGGGGAAUGGCAGCUGAGGGCUGAUCUGCACACCACCACCGUUCUCAUUGCUGGAGGAAAUGGGGCUCCUGGGAGGAGGCUUUCCACCAUCUACCCUAACUCAGACUCUCCAAGCCCAACUUGGAGGGCCCAUAAUUGGCACCCACUCCUUCUGUCGCCUCCCACCCUAUGGCUAUGAAUGGCAGGACUGAUCACAUGUGUUUUUUACUUUGGGUUUAAUUUGAUGGAUGUGCAGUUUCAUUUGUCAAUUGUGCAUUAGCCAUCUUCCUCAGUGGCAGGAUGUGAGUGGCUACAUGGUUCAACUGGAGGGGACCCUCAGGGCCCUCUGGGCUCCCCCCCCUCACCUAGUUGGAGUGGAACAAAAGAAUAGUCUCUUUUCUGAGGUCUCCCAGAAAUGAAUGUAUUUCUCCCCCAAAAGAGCUGAUAUUUAAUGUUUUACUAGGGAUUUUUGAGAAACAAAUAACCUUAUUUAUAAUCUGGGUGAUCCAAUCAUUUUUUACUCCCUUUUGGUGUCGUGGGUAGAAGAAAGGGGAGCUUUUGACGUGAGACUUUUGCAACACGCAGUGGGAUAAAAGCAUUUCCUCUUCUGGUUCAUUGUUCUUGUUAAAAUACACACAUGCACACAUAACUUUUUCCACUCAACACCGUGACAAGCAUCCCACCCAGCACAGACAUGCGUGCAUACAUGUGAGUGUGCACAUAUGCCCACAUCUCUUCCUCCCUGUCCCUUCCACCUGCCUAAUGUUAUGCAACCUCCUUCCGAUGUAUCCACCAAACCAGUACUGAAUGUGGCUGCGAAGUUUUCAGUAAACCUUAUCACCUAUCGCAA